CUCUUCGCUCGGCGGAAGGGCCUAACGUAAUCGGAGAGACGGAGGUGAGGGAUGGCGGGCUGACGUCAAAAACUCAGAUCUGGAGACGUCUUGGGGCGCGACAAAUGAGUCAGCAGCCGGGAUGCUGCUGGCCGGCUGCUGCUGCUGCUCCGAGGUGCGGCUGCGUCUGGCGGCGCUGAUCCUGUCCUUGGUGGCGCCGGAGGCGGGCGUCAUCGCCGGGGCAGACGUAGACGCCUCAUCAUCCUCCUCCUCCUCCUCUUCGUCGUCGUCGGCUGACAGCGAGCGUCUGGACGCCGCGCGUCGUCUGCUCGCCGAGUCGCCCCUGAUCGACGGGCACAACGACCUGCCGUGGAACAUCCGCAAGUUCGUGCACAACCAGCUGAAGGAGUUCAACUUCGCCGGGGACCUGAAGGCCGUGGCUCCGUGGUCCAGGAGUCCCUGGUCCCACACAGACCUCAAGAGGCUGAGGAAGGGCAUGGUGGGGGGACAGUUCUGGGUGGCCUAUGUCCCUUGCGAGUCGCAGAAUCUGAACGCGGUGCAGUUGACCUUGGAGCAGAUAGACCUGAUCAAGAGGCUGAUCGACAAGUACCAGCAACACAUGCAGUUCGCCUCUUCAACCGAGGAGAUCGUGGAGGCGCACAACGGAAGGAGGAUAGCGAGCCUGAUCGGCGUGGAGGGAGGACACAGCAUCGGCAACUCGCUGGCCAUCCUCAGGAUCCUGUACGACCUCGGGGUCCGCUACAUGACGCUCACUCACACCUGCGACACGCCUUGGGCUCACUCUUCUGCAGUUGAACAUACCUCAAAACCCUAUGAAAAGGGUGGUUUGACCAACUUUGGUAAGGCGGUGGUCGGCGAGAUGAAUCGACUCGGCAUGAUGGUCGACCUAUCGCACGCGGCCGUGGCCACGAUGCGAGACGCCCUGGCGGCCAGCUCCGCCCCGGUCAUCUUCUCCCACUCGUCCGCCUUCAGCCUCUGCAACUCGUCCAGGAACGUGCCUGACGACGUGCUGCGGGAACUGGCAGCGAACGGGGGCCUAGUGAUGGUGACGUUCUACAAUUUCUUCGUGAAAUGCGGUCCUACAGCCACCGUUGCCGACGUCGCCGAGCACAUAAACUACAUCAGGAACCUGAUUGGUGUGGACCACAUCGGCGUUGGUGGAGACUUCGAUGGAAUCAACAGGACUCCCCAGGGCCUGGAGGACGUCUCCAUGUACCCGGAGCUGUUCGCAGAGCUCCUGAAGAGCAGUCGCUGGACGCUGAAGGACCUCAAGAAGGUUGCCGGUCUCAACCUGCUACGGGUUUUCGGCGCCGUGGAGCGGGUUCGCGACCAGAUGAAGCACGCCGGGGUAGCGCCCUCGGAGGACUACCUGAAGGACCCCGUGCAAGACGGGUCCAAGUGCGUCUUUGACGUGGACAGCUCCAGCGGGAACAUGAUCUGUUGAGGGACUGCGUCUUUUUUUCUUUUCUUUUUUUCAUUUUGGACUCGAGUCCGGUGACCGGGGGAAGAUAUAAAGAAAGAAAAGUGGGGGGGGGGAAUAAAAAGAUGCCCUUUCGCGCAAGUAGAACGUCCUUUCAGCGUCCGGACGGAAAGUGCGUCACAUCUAGUGUGCUGCGAGGGUAUCCCCCUUCUCCUUAUCACGACCUGUCCUAUCAGGGGUGUUGUCUGUGCUAGUGAGGCGGGAUGAUAAACGCGACGCUCGCUGGUGCUUCUAGCGCGGUGUCUCCUCUGGACUGGCGCGCAGUCUUCUCGUCGUGCACAUGAGCGGUGUCCGUAACAUUACAUGGCGGAGAAAUGAAGAUAAAGGUGUAAUGCAAGUCCCUUGACUGCUUUCAAGAAUCUGUACCGGUUGUUUUACGCCUAAAAAAUUACUCUGAAAACACGCGUUUUAGCCAUUUUUAACUCUUCUAAAACUACAGUUUAAAAACUUAAUCCGAAAUCAAAAGUAUUUUCUGGCCCUCAGCGAACUCUUAAAUGCUUUUCGUAAGCAGACCCCCACUAGGAUAUCUCGAGUAGUUUUGAAAUCACGUUGUUUUUCCUGAAGCUCUGCGCACCGUAUGUGUGUGCCUGGGUAGACGGAGCCCUUAACCACACGACAAGUUUAUUACCUUAAAUUGUCAUGCUUAUACAAGCCUGUGUGUGUGUGUGUGGCCAUCUUGGAUUAACUUGACCUUAAAACAUUUUGCAAAAAUUGAAUCAAAAUUUCCAGAUUUUAUAGAAAAACAUUUCCGCCGAAAAAAAUAUAUUUUUUUUAAUAUAUCUGAACACUCAAAAUUUUACAUUUUCGAAGGAAUGUAUUAUUUUACAUCAGAGGUUGCCGAAUUGGCAAUCUUGCCCCGGGUUAUAGAACGUCAAUAUAGUUUUAAAAGGGAAAAAUAUCUGUAAUUAGGCUAUACGAAAUGUGAAAUGCAACUCGCUAUAAAAUAGGAAACACUGUGAUGCAAUAGGGGCCGUCGAUAUUGUUGAUGAUUAUAGGCGGGAAAACGAUAAAGGAAAGGGGGGUGGGGGGUAAAUAUUCUUGAAACCCAGGCUCCAGAGGGGAAGGCGGGCUGUUUGAAUUUCCAGACAUAUGUUAAUGCGUGUGUUCACCCUGAUAAUACAAAUAAAUUACAAGACUAUUGCUAAUAGGAUUCAUUUGAAACCCUGCAAGUUAUUCUAUAUGCGCGAAUCACAUUAUUUACAGAUACCGCCGGUAUGACAACGUCUAAUAAAUAGAUGUAUACCGGCUGCACGCGCGAAAAAGUGUCCCGUUACGCACAUUGUUCCGU
This is a messenger RNA of Bacillus rossius redtenbacheri, 2768 nucleotides long. RefSeq names its product dipeptidase 1-like. Gene Ontology annotation, biological process: proteolysis. Gene Ontology annotation, molecular function: metallodipeptidase activity. The coding region runs from base 122 to 1444 and encodes 440 amino acids. The record is from RefSeq and is a predicted model, not a curated record. NCBI's taxonomy places the organism in Eukaryota, Metazoa, Arthropoda, Insecta, Phasmatodea, Bacillidae. The transcript has 11 exons.